Aspergillus affinis is the source of this 1794-nucleotide messenger RNA. RefSeq names its product Mis12-Mtw1 family protein. NCBI's taxonomy places the organism in Eukaryota, Fungi, Ascomycota, Eurotiomycetes, Eurotiales, Aspergillaceae. Gene Ontology annotation, biological process: mitotic sister chromatid segregation; cell division. Bases 1 to 1794 code for a protein of 597 amino acids. Gene Ontology annotation, cellular component: MIS12/MIND type complex. The record is from RefSeq and is a predicted model, not a curated record. The transcript is spliced from 5 exons.
AUGACCGUCACUGUUGUGGCUACCCCUGCAGCGAAGACGAAACGUCGCGACCCCCUGAGAACCAUCGACAUGGCAACUUCCCAGGCCCAGGCGCGUCCUGCGCCAUCCGCCACGUCUGGCAAAGCGGGUCGGAAAGGCAUGAGAUCGAGUGCGCGACUGAGUUUGAACAGUCAGGAGAAGGCCGAGGAGGCUUCAACGCGGGGGAAAAAAAGGAAUUCUUUCAGCGAGGACGACGAUGAUUUCCAGUUCACACGCAUACCCAAGAAAUCGAAACCUACGGUGGCCGCCAUUCCCGAGCAUGUCACUGAAGAGUCUGCACCGCAGCCGUCCCCGAAGAGAGGUCGACCACCGAAAAAGCGAGCUGCAGAGAAGUCUGAAGCUCCUACCGAAACGAAUCAUACGACGGAACCUCGGGCGAAGCGAUCGACGAGAGGGAAGAUGAAAGAUCCGGCGCCUGAGCCUGAAGCACAACCUCAAACACAACCUCAAACCCAAACGCAAACCCACGCACAACCGCAACCACAGCCCCCACAGCAGCCUCAACCGGCGAAUGAUAAUCAUGAUCGCACUGAGCCAGCACCAAAAGAAAAAGAGAGAAAGAAACGAAGAGGACGACCGAGCAAAUCGAACGAGGAGGCUGAGCGGCGAAACGGACUCGUGUCUCCAGAGCCUCAGAAGACAGGGACGGCAACAAUUGCACUCCCUGCGGCCGACACGCCGGUUAUUCAACGGAAUAAGGAAAUGAGAGGACAGACAAAGGCAGGAAAAGGAAAUAGGCGAAGCAGUUUAGGGAUGAGAGGGCGACGAGCUAGUUCACUCAUCGAUUCUGGGGUUUCGAAUGCUUUACCCCACAAGGAGGUUGGCACGGCAGACUUCUACAAGCACAUUUCCAGCGACGGUCUACCAGAGCCGAAGAGGAUGCGUCAACUUUUGACUUGGUGUGGAACUCGCGCGUUGGGAGAGAAGCCCACUGGGUCGGGUGCUGAGGAUGCCAGCGUGCAUUUGGCGGCGCGUGUGAUCCAGGAGGAAAUUUUGAAGGAGUUUUCCAUUAAUUCCGAGCUAUCGAACUGGUUCUCCCGGGAAGAUAUCAACCCUCCGUCGGUCGUGGUCAAGAAGCCGAACCCAAAGAAUGUUCAGAAUACAGAGAAGAUCAAGGAGCUGGAGGAGCAAAUUCAGAAGCUACAAAAACAGAAGCAUUCUUUAAGUGCGCUCCUCCGAUCUUCGCCUAUCCCGCCGAUUAAGCAACCCCCAAGCCAACCGGAUACUGCAACAAAUGGGCAUCCCGAGCAGCGGCUGUCACAAACGGAGCCUGAUCCUAAUAAAUCUGGGCAUCAAAAGCAGUCCCAUCAACCCGACUCGAUCGACCUUUCGCUCCUUGAGCCCUCUCAACUCAAACUUUAUGCCUUGCUAGACCCUGAUGCAGCAAAGCGACAUUCAACCACGGAGUCCGAAGAAACAGCACCCCCUUCGGACGCCACUACUCUGCCUCUAAUCAACCCUUCAACUAUCUCUACGCGUUUGUCCCGUAUAACCUCUGGUCUUGCACCAACCUUGGAUUCGUUCGCGGCUGGCGUCCAUGAUAUCGAGCUAUAUCGGGCUAUGUCCGACAAUGUAUCGUCGCGGAUCCUGCGCAUCUGCGCCGAGCGAUUAGAUGAGCGCGAAGCCAGAAAAUCCCUAGGAAGACUGGCUUUGGAAGAGCAAGGAGAGCAAAAAGACCUCAGUCUCCGGCCACGCGUUCGAGAGGACAUCGGUGUGAUCCUCGGGGCCCUCAGUCGAGUCGAACGACGGGGAUAA